AAGAAGCAGGCGGCAAUGGCGAGGCAUCGCCUCCUUGCCCUGCUCCUCAUCGGGGUAGUGGUGGCCUCCACCUUCCACCAAGCGGCCGCUGCUGGCCGAGGCCUGGCUGCUGUCGAGAAGCUCCCAGAGCCGGAGCCUAAGCCUGUGCCGUAUCCAGAGCCAAAGCCUGAACCCAAACCGGAGCCAAUGCCACAGCCAGAACCCAAACUAGAACCUAAACCAGAGCCAAUGCCCAAGCCCAUGCCACAGCCACAGCCAAAGCCAAAACCAGAACCCAAACCAGAACCUAAACCGGAGCCAAAACCAGAGCCCAAGCCUGAACCAAUGCCCAAACCACUGCCUAAGCCAGAGCACAAACAUGAACCUAAGCCUGAACCGCUGCCUAAGCCAGAACCAAAACCCAAACCUGAACAUAAACCCAAGCCUGAACCAUUGCCUAAGCCAGAGCCAAAACCAGAACCCAAGCCUGAACCUAAGCCUAUGCCUGAGCCUAAACCCGAGCCUAAGCCUGAACCUAAACCUAUCCCUCAGCCCAAACCUGAGCCCAAGCAUGAACCCAAACCUAAGCCAGAGCCUAAACCAAUGCCUAAGCCUGAACCUAAGCCAGAGCCCAAACCGGAGCCAAAGCCGGAACCAAUGCCUAAACCUGAACCAAAGCCAGAGCCUAAACCGGAGCCUAAGCCAGAGCCCAAGCCGAAACCAAUGCCUAAACCUGAACCAAAGCCCGAGCCUAAACCAGAGCCCAAGCCUGAACCUGAACCCAAAUCAGAGCCGCCACCAAAGGGCAAACCACCGUCAACUGACAUUUGAUAGAUUACACGUUGUCCGAGCCCGGAGCUAGCUUAUGGCUCGUCAGAACAUGCUAUUCCUGGAAUAAGUGGCGUUGUGAUACCACCUCUAGAUAGUGAAGCUUGCACCUUUUCGUAUUUCAUGUAUUCCAUUCCUCUUGUCUUUUAUCCAUGUAUGCACGAUGAGUGUCACGAUUUCUUUGAUUAUGUUUUACUUGUUUCUCGAUUGUUCAUGUUUAUCUGUCUACCUGACUCGCCAUACUCCUUAUGUAUGUACGUGCAUUGAUUGUUUUUUCCUCAAAUAUAGAGAUUUUUUCUCUAGCCUC
Molecule: messenger RNA, 1114 nt
Organism: Lolium rigidum
Lineage: Eukaryota; Viridiplantae; Streptophyta; Magnoliopsida; Poales; Poaceae
Product: protein TsetseEP-like
Exons: 1
Coding region: 16-810 (264 amino acids)
Source: RefSeq, a predicted model, not a curated record